UUUGGUCGCUGCUCGUCGCUCGUCGCUUUUCGCGCGGCGCUGCGAUGUCAUGAAAAACAUUUGAACGGCUUCCGUGGGCCAUCAGUUUGUUGGCAAUUCUCGAGCCCGUCGGAACACAAAGAAAACACAACGAUUUUCAGAAAUAUAUUCCGAAAUUAGAAAACAAUUCAAGAGCAAAAAUCUCAACACAAAAUCUCCUCCGACACUCAAGAAUAUAAAAGAGACACACAACAAAUGUUUAUCGGUCCAAAAGCCAAACAAAUUGUGAUGUGAUACGAGGCGGAUAAUUAGCGCGUCUUUUGAGUUUUUCCCUAAUUUUCUUGAUACCACCUUUCUGUUGUUAUUGGGUAAUCUUUUUAUGUUCAUGCGUUUUCCAAUUUUUUUAUGAGCUGCUAAGCGUAUUUAUUGCCGAGUGUUUUGGCGUGUUUUGUGCGCGAAGUUAAUUUAAAAUUUUUAUGCUUUCGCCAUUUAUGCGCGCCGUUUUUAUGUGCUAAGAGAAAUCAACAACAAAAGCAUAAAUAAAUAUUUUUGACCGCGAAUGAAAUUGAAAAUCGUGCACAUACGGACAGUCGCGAAAAUACAUAUUCACAUUUGCCAACUAAGUGGAUCCAUUCAUUUUGAAAUUAAACAAAUAGUGCAUUGACAUUGGCGCGCUGGCCCACAAAACACAAAGUCAAGGUGUUCUCUUGUUAACUCUUGUUAUUGUUGACACUAAAUGUUUAUGUGCAUUUAAAUGUGCGCGUGAAAAAUGCAUUUUAUUUGACGAAUUUAAACGGAAAUAUUGCUGUUAUUGUGUGUGCUUGCAAAAAACGUAAUAUUAAAAGCAAAAAAUCGAAACUGAAACGGCAGUUACUAAGGCCAAAAAAAGAUUUUGUUUCCUGCAUCAAACUCUAACUACAAAAAAGAUACUACGAUUUUAAAAAUCUCUAUAAUUACACGGUUAACAAAAGCAUCAAAUUAAAGUCAACUACGCGGGUCGGUUGUUGUUUACAAAGGAAUAAACCAUAAACUAUAUACGUGACAAAUAUAUAUAUUAAUAUCUGUAUACAGACACUUAAAAGACAAGCGUUAAAGAGGCUUUCAAAACUACAUUUAAUGUGAACUUAUUUUAAAACCAUAAACCAAUAAGCAACGUAAAUAUAUACAAAGGCUUCAAGAUCAAAUCAAAUGUGACAAAAGCGAAUUAACAAUUAGCCAACUGCUCAACCAAGUCAACUAAAUAAAUAUUUGUUAAUUACAUAAGCCAAAACCAACAAAAACAGCAACACUAUACAAAUAAAAGCAAACAAAGUUACAAAACGCCGCAAUUGAAAGCUUCCAUUUUGAACAGAGAAAUAUAUAUAUAUAUAACACACAUAUAGCUAAUAUUUAUGCAGCAUAUAUGAAACUAUAAAACGUAUAUAUAAAAGUUACUAUUUUCUAUAAAUUUAAUAUAAAUAAUAUACAAAGCUUAUUCUGUACGUGUACGUGUUGGAGACAAAAACAAUAUUUUAAAUAUUAAACAAAAGCCGAGUAAAUAUCAAUAUAACCACCAAACAUUGGAUACUCAAGUACAGUAUUUAUUGGAGACAAAACAAUAUUUUAAACUCAAUUGAAUUGACAACUCACAAAUGCUGCAAUAAGAACUACACCACACUACAAUAAAAUAUAGGCAAGUGACUGAGCAAAUCUAGAGAAAAACACUUCACUUUGGUCACACAAAUGCUGCAGUACCAGCAACCGCAACAGCAACAACAACAACAGCAACAGCUACUGCAACAGGAGCAGCACCAGCAACUGCAACAGCAACAGCAUCAGCAGCUACUGCAGCAACAGCUGCCACAGCAGCGACGGCAAACGUACAAGGAAUACUUGCAGCAGCAUCAGCAGCAAAAGCAACAGCAACAGCUGCAGCAACAGCAACAGAACAACCAGCCUCUGCGGAUAUUCCGCGUCCACUACAUCCGCCUGAAUUCCAAGGACGGCGUACCGUCGCUUAACCAGCAGGUCAAUGGUUACCCCAAUGGAUCCCCGAAUGGCUCCAAAAUGAAGACCAUAGCACCGAAUAUCCGCCGACGCCGGCGGUGCGAUAAGCACCAUUUGGAGCUCUACUGCAAUGAGACCACCACGCCGCCCACAAAUGUGCCCACAAAUACCAGUGGCAACAGUAGCGGCAGCAGCAGUAAUCAGUUGAAGCCCGGCGGCCUGAGGAUUCGGGAAUGCAUUACUGCACCCAGUACGGCGGCCAGUUCGCCGGUGGACGAGCACAUGUGCAUCCCGGCACCGCCCAUCACACCGCCGCCGGCCUUCCUCACCGAGGGCUACAAACGGUCGAGCACUUCGGUCUCCACUUCGGCUUUGCCCAGUGCCACCAGCAGCCAGGAGACCCAGACGCAGAGCAGUACCCAAACCCGGACCCACAACCAGAAUCACAUGCAGUGUAUGAAACCGAACCUGAUACGCCAGCAGAAGCCAUUUCCCGUAGUUGCCAAGCCACUGGGUCCGCAGAAGCCCAGGACGACGGCCACCAUUGCGGUCACGUUGAACAGCGGCUCCAACAAGCCACGUGCCACGGUCAAGAGGAGUUUAGAACCAAGAAAAGACAAGACUGAUGCACAACAACAACACGGAGGCAAUGGCACAAUAUCCACGCCCAACAUCGAGCAGCCCACCUGCCAGGGAUCGAUGCUGCCGCCCCCCGGAGGCGGUGGCCAUCACCAGGUGGACGGGAGUGGCAAGAUGGAGCGGCCCAACACGCUCGCCGGCGCCAAUAAGCUGACCCGUCGCGGGGUCAACAUCUGCUACCACAACGAGCACAUGUAUGGCGAAGAUGGAAAAAUGGUGGGUGGUCCGCCGGGCAGCACUCCGCCACCCUAUCCGGGUGGCAAACUACCGCCGGGCGUAAUGCUCAGCGAACUGCCGGAGCCGCCGAUUCCGCUGUCGGAGAUCGGACCGAUCCCACCGCCCCCGAUGUUCUCCACUCCGAGUCCCACGCUCAUCGCAGGACGACCGCACGGGCCAGGGGCCGUCAACGAUCAGGAUUAUCAGCAGGACUACGACUACGAUGAUAACGAUCCCGAUCAGGAUGAGCUUGACUCGGACGAUGAGUACGCCCCGUAUGGUGGCAACCAUGUGCGCAUGAUGGACACGCAGCGCGUCGAGGAAAUUCCAGCCAAAGAGCCCAAACCAAAUGCAGUUCCUCUCAAGUCGGCGCUGAAGAAGAAGGGCGGUAUGCAGCCCGCUUCCGCCUCCACGCCGGUCACGCCCACCCAGGAACAUGGAGCGGGAAGCGCGGCCACGGCGGCGGCCAUGGCAAACAGCAAUGGCGGUAUUGGCUCGAUGGCGGCAGCUGCCGCAGCAGCGGCCCAACAAUCCGCCAACCAACGACCGCUGGUCGUUCGCCAGGAUGCGGCGGGCAACAACUAUUCGCUCAAGCCAAUACUACGACCACGGAUUAGACUAUGCAGGCAGCAAAUGUUCAACAUCCAAUUGCCGUGCACCGUGGAGAACAAGGAGAACGCCCGGCCAUUUGUGAUACGCGAAAGCAGCAGCGAUAGUGACGACAGCGAUGGCCAUAUCGUCUACAGGGACGAGGACAACGACAACACCCGGCUGGCCAAACUGGCCCGCAAGGAGUCGCUGUCUCUGAAGCUGCAGCUCCGACCGGACAAGCAGGACCUGAUCAACCGCAACAUCCUGCACCAGGUCAACGACAACGAGCUCAAGGAGUCCAAGGAGGCGAUCGGGGCACGCCUCAUCCGCCGGCUGUCCAUGCGACCCACGGCCGAGGAGCUGGUCGAGCGCAACAUCUUGAAAACUCAAUCACCCGCCGAGGAGAAGAAGCAGAAGGAGGAGAAGAAGUCGUAUCUGUUGCGCAAACUCAGCUUUCGGCCGACCGUCGAGGAGCUGAAGGAGAAGAAGAUCAUCCGGUUCAACGACUACAUCGAGGUCACGCAGGCCCACGACUACGAUCGACGGGCGGACAAGCCGUGGACAAGACUGACGCCAAAGGACAAGGCCGCCAUUCGCAAGGAGCUGAACGAGUUCAAGUCCUCCGAAAUGGCCGUCCACGAGGGCAGUCGGCAUUUGACGAGAUUCCAUAGGCCAUGACGAUUGCAAUGGCAGCAACUUUCCAGCAAAUUACAACAGCAACCGAAGCAGCAAUUGUAUUUCAUGCAGCAUAAAAUUGUCAACAAAUGUUUAAAAGCAAAAAAUUAAGCCAGCAAACUAAAAACGAAGGAAACUUUCAACGCAAAAAAAAGCAAGCAUAGAAAUGCAAAAAAUUAAAAAAUGAAAAAAAUCACAAAAAAAGAGGAAGGAAACAUGAGAAAGCGAAAAUGAAGAUGGAAGGGCCACAUUCAAGAACAUAAUUGAUAAUUUAAGAUUUCUGUUGAUCAUAGCGAGAGUGCCGCUCGGUUUUCUAAUUUUAAGUUCUUUGUUUCACCUUCUUUAUUUGUUAAUUGUGUGUAAAUAAAUUCCUUUCGAUAUUCAUGCCAAUUUCACAACGCAAAUCAAAAUAUCAAUUCGUCUUUUGUAGAAAUGUUAAGUCGCUUUUUGAGUCAAGGCAAUUAUGUAUUAUAUUAUAUAAAAUUAAACGAUUAAAUAACAAGGAGAAACACUAAAUGAUAUUUGAUUAAAUAUUUACAUUAAAGAAAAAUGGCUGAGAAAAAUUCAUUAAAGCUUAGGCAUUAAUUUACACUUACUGUUGCUUUCCAUAAAUUUUUAAUUUUUGAAUUAAGCCAACUAAACAAUACAAAACAAAAAAAAAAUACCACAAAACAAACAAUUCUAAACGAAAAAUUAUGUUUUACAAUUAAAAUACCUAUAUUAUUGUAAAAAGCUUAAACGUAAACAAAAAACAACACAUUAAACUUAGAACUACCACAUAUGCGAGAUAAUACGGAAAAAUAAAUUCUAAUUUUUCGAAAGACAUGUUUACGAAAGAUAAUUUUGUUGUUUUAAUUUUUUUCCUAAGUUUCAUUCUCGAUUGUCUUCAAACAUGUACAUACAUAUCGCCAAAGAAAAUUUGCAAAUCUAAAACUUAUCGUGGAGAGAUAGGAAGGAAACCCAAAAUGCAGAAAAAAGAAUGCUCAAGCUGAAACAGAAUGGUACGGGUAGUAAAAAAUACCCAAACGUAUAUAAAACUCUAAUAAUAAAUGGCAACAAAAUAUCAGGAAAAAUAAACUGAAGCAAGUUGGACCCAGAACGAAGUUUUUUAGUGAGGAGAACAAGUAGCAGAAAAAUUUCAACUUAAGACGUAAGUCACGUAACCUAAAACUUUUUAGAGACAGAGUACAGAGUUCGGAACCAGAUGGAACAACAUCAUGAAGAAUAUUUAUUUUGUAAAAGCAGGGAAAAGCGAAACUGAAACUUUUACUCAAGCAUUCCACAUAGUAAACUUAAUCGAGACGAAAAUAUGGAAAAUUUCCAAAACAAAAAGAAGAAAAAAAACAAAACAAAAGCAAAAGCAAAAAAUUGUAAAUUUUGAGGCAAAUGCAAAUUGAAAUGCUCGCGCGUGCUCGUGAAUAUCUAAACUUAAAAGACGUAAAGUAAAUGUAAAAGUAAACUAAAGUUAAACUAAAACGUAACGUAACGUAAUGAACUCCGUUUCAAAGGACACUUAGUAAGAUACAGAUACAAAUACAGACACAGCAUAUAAAUUAAACAAGCAACUUAUUUCGAAUACACCCGAUUAAGGGAUAAGCCCGUGGACAUUAGUUUAUUGAUAAAGUGGCGCUUCCUUUGCAAGUUUAACACUUCUAAGCCGAACAGCAGGAGACUUGUAAUGUUUUCGGUUUUGGAUAAUCCACGGAAUCGAAACUAUGGCAGUCCUUCGUUUCAAUCCGAAUCUGAAUCUGAAUCUCUCUCUAUGUCUGCCUCUUGCUUCAAAGCGUUGCAUUGUCAAAGUUAAGCAAUAUAAAUUGCAUAUAUACAUAUAAACAAAUAUAUAUAAAACGAAAUAAAUAAAUUAUACAUAUUUAAUGACUAUACAAAGGCCGAAUAUAUAUGUAUAUAUUCAUUUAUGUAUACACCUAUUUAUAUGAGAGGAAGCAGCCGAAGCUGAAGCUAUACAACUCUAUCAAUAUGGGAUAGCAUAGUUUACACUUUUUCUAUGGAGCGAUUUAUAGUGUACGAUACACAAGAAUUAGAGCAGAAGAGCCAGAGGCGUCGUCGGUUUCGACCCCUUCGAACUCCCCGAGCAAUAUGCAUGCGAUAUACGCGGUAUGCCAUAGUCGAGCUAUCUAGAACCGACUUUCGUAUUACAGCAGGGCCUUUCCUCCUCGAUCCCCACCAGUUUUCGUUCUUCUGCCAUUGGUUCUUCCUACUCCCUAUUUUUCGACACAUCUUUGCCAAGUUCUGCAGUUGCAGAAACAAAAGUAAAUACGAAUAAAACCAAAAGAUCUAUAGCAAUAACUAAGAACACCAUGAGCGAUUGGAGAGAAAGAGUUUUUGGGCCCAGGCCGAAGUAAGAAAAAAACCACAGAAAAGUUGUGAAAAUUUGAAAAUGCGAAAAGUAAAGAAGUUAAGUACAGUAGAGGAAUAAGUGUAGCGAGAGUUUUGGCAAAUAAAAUGCAGAGAACACAAGCAACAGAAAAACAGAAAAAUAAUGAAUAAUAAUCACCGACAAAUUGAGAUUUAAUAAAGAUUUAAUUACUUACAAAA
Drosophila simulans is the source of this 6642-nucleotide messenger RNA. Its product is annotated as protein nutcracker. The transcript has 9 exons. Lineage: Eukaryota; Metazoa; Arthropoda; Insecta; Diptera; Drosophilidae. The record is from RefSeq and is a predicted model, not a curated record. Gene Ontology annotation, biological process: actin cytoskeleton organization. Gene Ontology annotation, molecular function: actin binding. Bases 1702 to 4089 code for a protein of 795 amino acids.